Messenger RNA from Boleophthalmus pectinirostris (great blue-spotted mudskipper), 6559 nucleotides. Its product is annotated as A-kinase anchor protein 13-like. Gene Ontology annotation, cellular component: membrane; actin cytoskeleton. The transcript is spliced from 34 exons. The coding region runs from base 209 to 4018 and encodes 1269 amino acids. Gene Ontology annotation, molecular function: MAP kinase scaffold activity; guanyl-nucleotide exchange factor activity. The record is from RefSeq and is a predicted model, not a curated record. Gene Ontology annotation, biological process: positive regulation of canonical NF-kappaB signal transduction; adrenergic receptor signaling pathway; regulation of Rho protein signal transduction. Lineage: Eukaryota; Metazoa; Chordata; Actinopteri; Gobiiformes; Gobiidae.
AGAAACUUUAAUAAAUAUAUACUGUGCCCUGCAGUGUGAGACCCCUUGUACAGAGUGCGGUGAUCAGAAAGUGCGUGUCUCCUGGUCGUCUACUGACGAUGCUUCGUCUGUGCUGGGAACCUUCAGUGAGGAACCUUCAAUUUCAGCCUCUGAUCCAAACACCUCCAGACUCUCCUGGAAGUCUGAGGCGGACACAGGACUUGGAGAAAUGGAAGGAGGAGAGGAGGAUGAGAGAAAAGAUUCACUGCCUGAAAACAUUUUAACGUCAGCCAUUUUGAGAGCUACUCGCCGCCGCUCUCUGUCACCAUUGCGAAGACACAGCUGGGAGCCGGGGAGGAACGACUCUGCCUCAGAUAUGAACAUGGAACAGAGCAGUCCUCUUGUAAGCCUCACAGAAGAAUCCAAACCUUCUAAAACGCCUAGUCACAGGAGAAGUAUGAGCUGGUGCCCAGCUAAUCUAGCUCCUCCUGACCCAGACCCAAUUGACAGCCGAAGCUAUAGUCUGGAGGGCUUGGUGGAGGGGGAGCAGAGUCCUCUCCCAUGUGAGCAGGGGGAUCUAGAGACGCAGCAAGAACAAGUCCGUUUCUCUGAGGAGGGACAGCAGGUCCUGUCAAUGACUUCCAGCUGUCCUGGAAUGUUUCAUCACCAAACCCUCACCAAAUCUGUCUCCAUGGUAGCCAUCAGUCACCGAGACAUUGAUGGUACAAGCUCUUUCAUCAGCUCUGUGGAAUGCAGUAUUUCAGAAGAGGAGCCAGGGCCACUGAGAAGCACCACGGAGGGGAAAGGAGGGCCCCGAAUCAGCCGAACGUUCAGUUACCUCCGAAAUAAAAUGACCAAAAAGGGCAAGGAGAAAGAAAAGGACAGAAAAGGAGAGAAGGAACGAGAGCCUAAAGAAAAAGACAAGAAGUGGUCCCAGAGUCAUGUGUUUGGCCCUGUGUGCCCGCCCGUGUCCAGCUGCUGUCAGCACUGUAACAAACCUCUGCAAACCAAGGAGUGCUUCCAGUGUAGCAAUUGUGGUGUUCAGGUUCACAAGAGCUGCAAAGACAGUGUGGCUGUUUGUGUAAAGAAUAAAAAUAAGCUUCAAGUCAUGGCCCCAGAUGCUGCUCCUCUAGCUGUAACAACUAGGACAAAAUCUACAUCCUCAACUGGGUCCACCGUUUCCUCUGUAUCAUCAUCGUCACGGGAACGCUGGUCUACAGCUACUACACCUGAAGACCAGUUUCCUCUAGUUCAGCCCAAACGCACGCCUAGCAUUUUCUCUACACAUGGCAACCUGUCCAAGAGCAUCUCCACCAGCAACAUCGCAGGGUUAGAUGACGUGACACUGAAAGGGUUAAAGUUCAGGUCCCAGUCCACAGACUCGCUGAAUCAAAACAGUGCAGUCAACGCUUCCACAGAGUCCCUCACUGAUGAAGGCACUGAAAUGAUGGACAAUCAGCUGAUGGGGGAGUUUGAGAGUGACAUCAAGGAGCUGGAGGCAGAUUCAUGGAGCAGCACAGUGGACAAGAAAUUCUUAAAGACACUAAAGAAAGAUGAAAUCAAGAGACAAGAUGUCAUCUAUGAGUUGUACCAGACAGAGUUCCACCACGUGAGGACCCUCCGGAUCAUGUCUGAGGUCUACUAUAAAGGCAUCCAGAAAGAGCUGCAGCUGGACCUGCACACUCUGGAAAAGAUCUUCCCUGUGUUGGAUGAUCUGGUGGAGACCCACACAGAGUUUCUGCACCAGCUCCUGGAGCAGAGAAGAAGCUCGUCAGGGGGGGCACCCCACAGCAGCCUGCUUGUCUGUGGCAUUGGGGACACACUAGUCAAACAGUUUUCAGGCACCAGUGCUGAACGUAUGAAGAAAGUUUAUGGGACGUUCUGCAGUCGCCACAAUGAAGCUGUGAACCACUAUAAAGAUCUGCUGGCCAAAGACAAGCGCUUCCAGAAUUUCAUCAAGAAAGUGAUGAGUAGCACUAUUGUACGGAGGCUCAGUAUUCCUGAGUGUAUCCUGCUGGUCACACAAAGGAUUACAAAGUACCCAGUUCUCAUUCAGCGGAUACUGCAGCACACCAAAGAGGUUGAUUCGGAGCACGCUUGUGUGUCAGAGGCUCUGCAGCUCGUAAAGGAAAUCCUUACAGCAGUCGACAGCAAAGUGAAUGAGCUGGAGAAGAAACGCAGGUUGAAAGAGGUCUACAGUCGCACUGACAGUAAGUCUAUAAUGAGACUGAAGAGUGGUCAGAUGUUUGCCAAAGAGGACCUGCUCAGAGGACGAAGGCUGAUCCAUGAUGGAGCUUUACAGCUGAAAAACUCUGCUGGACGCCUCAAAGAGGUCCACUCUUUGCUCUUGUCAGACGUGUUGGUGUUUCUUCAAGAAAAGGACCAGAAAUAUGUGUUUGCCUCAUUGGACCAGCGCUCAACAGUCAUCUCACUUCAGAAUCUAAUUGUCCGAGAAGUGGCAAAUGAAGAGCGAGGUCUGUUCCUGAUCACGGCUGGGACUGACAAACCAGAGAUGGUGGAGGUGUUGGCGAGUAGCAAAGAGGAAAGAAACACUUGGAGGGCCAUUAUUCAAGAUGCAAUGAACUGCAUGGAGAAGGAUGAGGAUGAGGGCAUUCCUAGUGAGACUGAAGAGGACAGAAGACAACAGGAGAGCCGGAUAAAGGAGAUUCGAGAGUCACUCCAAAGUAAAGACGAGCAGAUUGUCUCAUUAUUGGCGGAGAAAGUGCGCAUUUUCAGAGAGCUGAGUGACUGCAGUGCUGCCCUGUAUGAUGCUAUUCCAGCAGUCCGGGAACGCAUGCUGUUUAGGGCCACACCUGAUGAUGUCACUAAGGGAGAACCAAUCAUACACGAGGCUUUGAAAGAAGUGGAGUCUCUUCACUCUUUAGUCAACACUGGAUUAGGAGGAGCUGCUUGCAAUGUCUCCAUUAGCCCAACAGGGGGCAGUGUGGGACCAGUCUGUCUGCCCAGGAGAGCGGAGACGUUUGGAGGGUUUGACAGCCACCAGAUGAACAUCAGCAAGAAUGGAGAGAAGGAAGAAGCGGAUGAAUCAGUGGACCUUCGAAGGACUGAGUCAGACGGUGUGCUCAAAAAGGGAGCCACAGCCAGUCUACAGUUGUUACUCAAGCGAAACAAUGAACAGGUGCAGAGCAGUGUGACUCGCCUUCACGACCUACUGCUUUCACUGCAGGCGGUGGUGGUGCAGCAGGACUCAUUCAUAGAAGACCAGCGUCAGGCCCUAAACGAGCGCCUCACAACCAACUCUUCCAGACACUCCUCUUCUUCUUCCCUGUCCUCUGCAUCUUCAUCUCGACCGUCCUCUCUCAUCGAACAAGAGAAACACAGAAGUCUGGAGAGGCAACGGCAGGAAGCAGCCAGUUUACAGAAACAGCAGGCUGCGCACCUUGAGGAGAAGCGAAGGCGAGAGAGGGAAUGGGACGUGAAAGAGCGCAUGCUGUGUGAGCGAGAGGAGCAGCUGAAGGAGGAAGAGGAGCGCAUGGAGAAGAGACAACAGGAGCUGCAGGAGGAGAGGGAGCUGCUGCAGAGGAAUAAGGAGCAGUACCAGAGGGACCUGGAGCGUCUGAAAGAUGCCCAGGUCAGACUGGAGCGAGACAAAGAGGCCCUGCACCGGGACACAGAGAGACUGGAGGCACAGUGCAGGGAGCAGGCGGAUCAGCUGCAGAGGUACAGUCGCACCUCUUCCAUUACAUCUGAAGAUUCUGUUCGUUUCCCAAGCACAACUUCUCUGGACCUGGACUGCAAAGAGGCAGAACAAACAAAAGAGGUGGAGCUCUCAACCUCUGCUCCCACUAAAGAGCCCUUCCUUCGUAUUGGAUCCAAACGAAUGGGCAAAAACUUUAACCCCUUUGCCUCAUCAUCCUCAAAAACACAGGGAGCAGAGAAGGAGCCCAGCAGACUGCUCCAGCUGACCAAACCCAAGAAAGACAAGAAGGACAAGAAGAAAAAGAAAGGAGAGGCUCCACCCACAGGGACUGGUGCAGUGUCAAAUUUCCAGAAAGAUGGCGACAAUUUCGCCCGCUAAAGGUGCUAACUGAACUGUGCUGUGGAGUUGUUUUACAUUUGGAGACACAUGUCUCUUCACUUGCUUUAAUACAAGCCAAUGGACAUCUCCCAGGCCACUUAACAUGUGGGAAAUCAUGUUGAAUGCCUUUGGAUCAGUGCCUAAGGGAGUUGUAAUGGAAGUAGGAUUGGUUUUAUCUGCUGUGAGGAAUGUUGGCAGAAAGACAUUACAAAGUGCUUUAUUGACUCCUAGAAGCUUUAACAUGUGCAUUUCUUUGAAGUGUGCUAACCCUAUGCGUUUGGUGCUUGGAGACUUCGAGGAGAGAAAAGAAGCAGUCUAACCAGACAUGUGUGAGGUGGGGUUUAUAAAGUGCCACUAACACCUCUGUGCUGUCCACACUGUGUGCUGGGGUCACCCUCUGUGGUCAGCCAAUGCUCCACAGCAUUAACUGCACCAGACUCAUAAAGACAUGUAUGUGCCUUACCUAUCAAAAAGGACCUUUUAGACAAUCACCAAAAUCAGUCAUUGAAAAGCACUUUAGAGAUAAUAUACACCACUGUGUUUUCAGUUGGGGAAAGGUAUGUUUUGAGAGUUGUACUAUGUUGAUAAUGUAGAAAAUGUUCAUAAGUUACAAAGACAAUCACAUAAUAAAAAGAGCAGGGCUUUUUAAUCAAAUCUGGAUGCUAUCUUUGAUGAAUUGUAGAUAUGAAACAAAAGGCAACCAAUGUUCUGGAAACAGUUUUCUGCAGUAUAGCUAGAAAUAAGUGGGUUGCCUAACACUGGUUAUCCUUGUCACUUGGAUUAUUCAAGAUAUCUGACCAAAUAAUGUGUCUGCCUGAAAAUUACAAAAUAACUCCUUUAGUUACAACGCAUAAGGCAAGCUUUUUAGUUUUUAUCCUGUGCUUUUGAUCAGUACAUUUUAGGGGUUUUGUUUUGCAAACUCACUCAGCAAAGACAUGCACUUUACAGCACAUAAAGAAGGAGGAUGGGGAUAGAUGGGAAUGCAACGACUCACUCAAAGCGCUGUGUAUAUAGUUCAGCCUAAAACACAUGAAAAACUGAGACAUGCGUUCUGUAGCAGCAUGCGCUUUGAUCACAUGGGGCUCAUCCAUCGGCCGUUACUCAGAAGCAGCAGAUUGAUUUUCUCCUCCUUUCUCCAGAACACAGCUGAGAGGGAGCUGCAGCACUGGGCAUGAGAAUAAUAUUUCAGCCCAGGGUCAUUUCCAGCCUUUCUGCUGAGAGGAGCACAUUUGUUUCACCGAGAAACACACACUAUUUGACUAGCCAUUCUGGUUAAAGGCAGUGAAAGGCCUCACACGAGCACAAAUAUUACUGCCAGUAAAACAACUAUUUGAAUUGAAUUAACUUGGAAUUGCUAUUUUCCAAACACAAUCACUGUAGAGCUAUACAAGUAUAAAGCAUGAAUGAAUCAAUCUGAAAUGGAAAAAGUUGAUUGUCAUUUGAGCACCACCAGGUUUCAACUGUAAAUGAUAAAACUGACUCUAACUAGUUUCAUACAUCCCUUUCAAGAAAUAACUGCUUUCUUUAAAAAGUUUGUGAAAAAAUUGGCUUUAAAGGUGCACUGCAUAACAUUUCAACUUGGGGGUCCACUACCAUGGAGAUGCUUUUCAUGUAAUGUUCCACAAUAUGGUAUUAAACUUAUAUGAGAUGAAUUUAUAAAAUAAUGGGUAAUUUUAUUUCACAAAAUACAAGCAUUGUUACUGUGAGUUUGGUCACGUCUUCACAGAUCUCAUUUGUUAAUUGGCCUCGUAGCGGCUCCUGCUUCUUUCAGUGGAGACUAAAGUUUAGUGUCAUACUUUGGAAUAUUAAAAAAGUUACACAAUGCAUUUUUAAGAAGCAAUCAAGGGUUAAUUUGGGGCCUGAUUGGCUAAUUAUUAAUUUGCAAAAUAUUACCUUACUGCACAAUUCACACAAUCAACGACACAGCAGGAGAUUCCAGUUGUUUCAAAAAGUUCAAAAACAAAUGUAAUAUAAAAACAUCAAUAUUAUUAAUUAUUUUGCAACAUUUGUUUUCCCUGUAAAAAGUUCACUUUUAUUCAAUACAAUUUUUAAAAUCUGAUUUUAAAAAAAGAUGGCCUUUAAAGCCUUAGCUCUGUGUUGAGGAGUCAGCUUUUCAAAACAUUAGGACGUGGGUUUUAGUACGAGGUUGUACAAGAUUGAUAGUACAUUUCACGAGUGUGCCAUAAAAGGCUUCCUCUCAUUCCUGCAGCUCUCAUGUUGUGCUAAUUAACUGUUGGCGAUGCAUUUGAAAAAGCUUUCCACUAAUCUUACAACUGAUGCACUGUGUAUUAAGGCUUUUUGAACACGUUUUUGUACUAAAACAGAAGGUACAAACCUGAUUUUUCUUAUGUAUAAAAUUUAAAAAGGGCAAAGCAACAAAAAGGUGUAAAUAGAUUUUCUGUACAAAUAUGAACUUCCAAAGUAUUGACAGUUUUUUGUUGGAUGAUUGUUUUAAUAAGUAAGAAAGUUUUAUUUAUCUGUUCCUAGAUUCAAAUGUACAGUAUUGGGCUCCCCUCCAUUAAACUAUGCAGUUUGACACAA